This is a messenger RNA of Zophobas morio, 4639 nucleotides long. Its product is annotated as myotubularin-related protein 4. Gene Ontology annotation, biological process: regulation of autophagy; phosphatidylinositol dephosphorylation. Lineage: Eukaryota; Metazoa; Arthropoda; Insecta; Coleoptera; Tenebrionidae. Bases 271 to 3546 code for a protein of 1091 amino acids. The transcript has 14 exons. Gene Ontology annotation, cellular component: membrane; cytoplasm. Gene Ontology annotation, molecular function: phosphatidylinositol-3-phosphate phosphatase activity; phosphatidylinositol-3,5-bisphosphate 3-phosphatase activity; metal ion binding. The record is from RefSeq and is a predicted model, not a curated record.
CGAUUUUCUCUCUAACAUCUUUUUUUUGCAGCGAGCAAUAAAUCGUCUCAUUUUUUCGGCACCCAUGGUGGCGCUAGCGUCGCACGUGACCCGAAUUUGACGUCACCGCCGCCAUUUUGACUGUCACAAGGACGUUGUCUAGUGUUAUCGUUUACGAAACCGAAAGGGUGGCAUAUUUAUUUACCAAUUCGGGUUAUCUCUGUUAUCUUGUAAUCAGUGCGAUGUCGUGGGACGUGUGAAGUUGGCCCAACUGCCGGAUUUCGACCAGUGAUGGACAACACUGACCAGCCCAACUCAAUAUGCCACGUCCAGACCAUCCAGAUGUACCAGCUGCCACCAGAAGACAAGUCGCUGAACCUCCCAUUCAGGUUGCUGGACGGAGAGGGCGUCUUCCACCACGGGAAGACGGUGGAUGGGCUCGUAGUCAUAACAAAUUAUAGGCUGUAUCUGCAAGUCGGCGACAAUCAUUACCAUCUACCUUUAGGAUUGAUCGAGAAUGUUGAGCACAGGGAAUUGUUUUACCUACAUAUCUGGUGUAAGGAUGCCAGGACUUAUCGGUGUACGUUCAGUAACAACGAGACUUGUUUGGAGUGGUUCGAUCGAAUUACGAAAUUCAGCGAGGCGCCACCCGGCCUCGAAUUCGAGCAAGUCUUCGCCUUCUACUAUUUCAUCUGGCUGCAGAAAAAAGGCGGCGAAGAGUUCGAGGAAAGACUCAACAACUUGAAACAGUACACGUUUAACUAUGCAUUAUUCAAGCGAGAGAUGGAGAGGUUGCAGUUCGAGGGCGACUCCUGGAGGAUCAGCGAAGCCAACAAAAGUUACAAAUUGUGUUCUACUUAUCCGCCGUAUCUUAUAGUGCCGUCUUGCAUCAACGAUGAAACGCUCGAGGCCGUUGCGAAGUUCAGGAGUUCGAGGAGGAUUCCGGCGGUGGUGUGGAGACACACCAAGAACGGCGCCGUCAUCGCCCGCUGCAGCCAACCCGAGGUCGGCUGGCUGGGCUGGCGCUCCAGCGAGGACGAGGACCUCAUCAAAGCCAUCUCGCAAGCGUGCAGUUUCGACCCGAGGAGCGACCGAGAGUCGGACCUUUCACACUCGCCCGGCUCUCACCACUCGGAGGAUUCCCUUCAGAUCACGUCGGACAUAGGGAACAAGGAGAAGAAGGUCCUGAUAAUGGACGCCAGGUCGUACACCACGGCCGUAGCGAACAGGGCGAGGGGCGGAGGCUGCGAGUGCCCAGAGUACUAUCCAAAUUGUGAAAUAACGUUCAUGAAUUUGGCCAACAUACAUUCCAUCAGGAAGAGCUUUCAGGCUUUAAGGCUGUUGUGUAUGUCGUCGGCGGAUCAGCCAAAUUGGUUUAGUCAGUUGGAAGGGACCCGUUGGUUACAACAUAUGUCGGGUUUGAUGAAAGCAGCCGUAACUUUAGUAACUGCCGUAGAUCGCGAUGCAAGACCUGUUCUAGUCCACUGUUCCGACGGAUGGGAUAGGACGCCCCAAAUCGUCUCAUUGGCCGAACUUUUACUAGACCCGUUUUACCGAACCAUCGAGGGUUUCCGAAUUUUGAUCGAGCGCGAAUGGUUAGCUUUUGGUCACAAGUUCGCCGACAGGUGUGGCCACACGAUAAACGGCGACCCGAACGAGCGCUGUCCCGUUUUUCUGCAGUGGUUGGACUGCGUGCAUCAGCUUUUGUUACAGUUCGAUUGCUCUUUUGAGUUUUCGCAGACUUAUCUUGUGAAGUUAGCUCAACACAUUUAUUCCAAUCUGUAUGGAACUUUCUUGUGCAACACUUUCCAAGAACGCAUGAAAGUGGUCAACGGAAAAACGUUUUCGGUGUGGGAGUUUUUGAACUCGCCGAGGUUUAGGAAUCACUUGUAUGCGCCACCUGGAAACGGUGGUGGGAGCAGGGUCCUCUGGCCGCAGUCCAACGUCCGCGACCUCCACCUUUGGCACGAGGUGUACCUCGGCUCCUGGGAGGUGAACUUCAGCACCGACGGCGGUUCCGGCUCCUGCCCCGGCCCGCCCGAGUCUUCCCCGUCGCACAUGACGAAGACGCGUUCGUACGGCGACCUGAUCAACGCCGCCGACGUCGGCACCGGCCCGACCCAGUUCCGACGCAGCAGCGACCCUAGUAUUAAUAUCGAUAAGAAGUUAGUGAUUCCUCAGGAAAGCAGCAGCGCCCCAGCUCAGGACAUGGUCAACGGCCACGCCGCCGCCGACCAGCAGCAGCUUCCGCAGCUGUCGUCCAACGGUGGCGAUUUUUUAUCCAACGACCCGGACGAGGUCGAGUGCAACAGGGACUGUAUAUACAAAGACGUGCGAGUGAACGGCAGACCGACGUUUGACGUAGUGCCAGUGGACGGUAGUGCGACGACGGACGGUGGCGUUCUGACCGACAAUGUGAUAAACGGUGAUAAGACUGACGUGGAUGAGUGCGAGGAGGACGUUCGGGCUGUGUUGAAAAAUGCGUGCUUGAAUGAGGAGUUGACGCCGUCCUAUAACCAUAGUAGCGAAGUAGAUUCGGAUAACGAGCUGACGGAGAAGAGCGAGAGCAGGUCGGAGAACACGGUGUGCGACGUGGGGGCGGCGGAGAGGCUGGAGACUAGUACGGAUACGUUAGUUUCGGAUAGUCAUAAUAUCAGUUCAUCCCCUUUAGAAGUGAACGGCUUCGAGAAACUCCAAAGUCCGGAAGAGGGCGUCGACUCGACCGACGGCUACAAGUUGUCUGCUCAAAAUUUGAAAUUCGUCAACGAUGCGUCGAGCAGUAAAGCAGAAAUGUCCAAAUAUAGCAUUUCACCAAUGUACUCGAGGGCGUCGAGUAGUAGCGGGUGGGAGACGGGUUUACAGCAAAGCCGGCCCUGGCACCACCAGACACACCCCUAUAAUUUGGGGGACGACGGGCUCAUACCGGUGACGUCGGUCGCACAAGAGAGGCUGUGGCAAAUCAUACAAGAACAUAAGCGAAAAGAAGAACUUCUAGAAAAGGAGCUGCACACGUACAGGCAGGCGCUCCUGAGGCAGGCGUGCCAUCGGUGCAACAAUAACGAUAGCGAAAAAAUCGACGAUAGCUCUGAUAGCGAAUCGGAAUCGUCAAAUCGCAGCGUGUUGAGUAGCCCCCAAAGAAUUUCGAGCCCCGUUACGAAUAAAGCGUGUUCCGUCGUGGAGUCUGUUUGCAGUGCGGGGGAAGGCCAAGCCUCAGCGGUUGAAUCUUUACGGUCGGAUAUGUCGUGGGAGGCUUUGGAAGAUAAUGUGUUGACCGAAUGUACUCUGUGGGUGCCCGAUCACGCCGUUAAUAGGUGUACAGGGUGUAACAUGGAGUUCUGGGUUGGGAGGAGGAAGCACCAUUGCCGGAAGUGCGGCCGGAUUUUCUGCAACAGUUGCUCAGAGUACAGCACGCCCUUACCAUCCGAGCAACUCUACAACCCUGUCCGUGUGUGCGCCUUUUGUUUUUCGAAACUGCGAAGAGACUGCGGGGAAGUCCCCGAUCAAUGCAAGCAAAGCAACGGCCAGCCGACAAACAGUAACCCCCAGAUAACGGCGUCCAGUAAUUGAUUGAACUCGUCGCAUUGCAUUUUCCAAAGUUGCGGUAUAGUUUCGGUUGGAGAUUUCGGUAAAUUCGAUGAAUAAGGGAAAAUAAAGGCUGAACGUACUGUGAUUAGAUGAAUUCGUUAUAAUUGUUUGUUUUAUUUUGGCUUUUUAAAUAGUUCAAUUGAUUGCUAGAUUUUAUUAGUGUUUUAUUUUAUCUUCUUCGUUUAACGAUCGAUUUUUGGAAAAUGUAAUAUUUCAGUCCAGAUAUGUCUUUUUUGUUUUAUAACGAUAAUAAAACACAUAGUGCACUCGACUUUUUUUUAUUAACCGAUGAAAUUUACACUAAUCACGAGGAUUGUUAUGUACAGGUUUGCGAGUUUGUAUAUGUUGCAUUGGUUUAUUUCGUCUAUUUUUGUGGACUAAAUUUUAAGAGAACACUGUGAUGACAUUGAAUUAAAGGUAUAAAGUUUGUACGAAAAUUUUGCACUAGUUGAAUGACUCGUCACCAGAUUUUUCUCAUUAACGGAAUUGGAUUAAUUCAAACUGAUUUCAGUAUAAAAAAAAAAUGACAACAAUAUAACCGUGUUAUCUAUGUUUCCAAGUGUAAAAUUGACAGAUCCUUGUACAAUAAUUGUUAGCGAUGUACUAAAUACCGACUAUCGGUGUCUAGCAGUACAUCUAAAAAUAUAUAUGACUAUUUUAUUUUAUAUACCAUUAAUGUAUAGAUUUUGUAGAGUUGUUGGUUUUCGCAAUAUUUUUUAUUACUGUUUAGACUCAAGGUCCAUAAAAACAUUGCGGAAAUUGUACAUACUUUUUUUCACUAUUAUGUAUUUCUUUACACUUUUUGAUGUUAUAAUGUAUAUAAGAUGAUACAAGUAUUUAAUUGUAAAAAAAAACAUAACAGUUCCUUUAUAUUUUCUAAGCCAGGGCAUUAUAUGCAGUGGGUCAUCAGCUUCUUAAUAUUUUUGUUUGUUUUUGUUAGGUUUUAAAUCUAAAUUGUAAACUCAUUAGUUCUUGGUAUAUAUUUGUAAAAUUAAACAUAGAUAAUUGCAUUUAAUUUUAGCAAAUAUAGAAAUGUAAUUUUUAAAUUAGUUGCCAAUAAAAUAUUUAAUUAUUA